CAGCCCGCGGGGUUCGCCGCCCCAUCCCGGGAGCCUCCGGUCUCUCCAGCCCGCCCGCCUUCGAUGUGACACGGGCGCCCCGGAGCGCGACCUGAAGCCGCCGCCGGAGCAGCAGCAGGAGGAGGAGGAGCAGGGGAGGAGGAGGAGAACCAUGUCGAACCUGAGCAAAGGGACGGGCAGCCGGAAGGACACCAAGAUGCGGAUCCGGGCCUUUCCGAUGACCAUGGAUGAGAAAUAUGUAAACAGCAUUUGGGAUCUUCUGAAAAAUGCAAUCCAAGAGAUCCAGCGUAAGAAUAACAGUGGUCUUAGUUUUGAAGAGCUGUAUAGAAAUGCAUAUACGAUGGUUUUGCAUAAACAUGGAGAAAAGCUCUACACUGGACUAAGGGAAGUUGUUACUGAGCACCUCAUAAAUAAGGUGCGAGAAGAUGUACUAAAUUCGUUGAAUAACAACUUUCUUCAAACACUAAAUCAAGCUUGGAAUGAUCAUCAGACAGCUAUGGUGAUGAUUAGAGACAUUCUAAUGUAUAUGGACCGUGUCUAUGUCCAGCAAAAUAAUGUGGAGAAUGUCUAUAAUUUGGGAUUAAUUAUUUUCCGAGAUCAAGUUGUACGAUAUGGGUGUAUUAGAGAUCACCUCAGGCAAACUCUGUUGGACAUGAUUGCAAGAGAGAGAAAAGGAGAAGUUGUAGACAGAGGUGCAAUAAGAAAUGCUUGCCAGAUGUUAAUGAUUCUAGGUCUUGAAGGAAGAUCAGUUUAUGAAGAAGAUUUUGAAGCCCCAUUUUUGGAGAUGUCUGCAGAAUUCUUCCAGAUGGAAAGUCAGAAAUUUUUAGCUGAAAACAGUGCUUCAGUUUAUAUAAAGAAAGUAGAAGCAAGAAUUAAUGAAGAAAUAGAACGAGUGAUGCACUGCCUGGACAAAUCGACUGAGGAGCCGAUUGUGAAGGUGGUUGAGAGAGAACUGAUUUCCAAACAUAUGAAGACAAUAGUAGAAAUGGAGAAUUCUGGGCUUGUGCACAUGUUGAAAAAUGGAAAGACAGAAGACCUUGCCUGUAUGUACAAGUUAUUUAGCCGUGUGCCAAACGGUUUGAAAACAAUGUGUGAGUGUAUGAGCUCAUAUCUGAGGGAGCAAGGUAAAGCUCUUGUUUCUGAGGAAGGAGAAGGAAAGAAUCCAGUUGAUUAUAUUCAGGGUUUGCUGGAUCUGAAGAGUAGGUUUGAUCGCUUUCUCCAAGAAUCAUUCAAUAAUGACCGGCUCUUUAAACAGACAAUUGCGGGUGACUUUGAGUAUUUUCUCAACCUCAACUCCAGAUCCCCAGAAUACCUCUCGUUAUUUAUUGAUGAUAAGCUUAAAAAGGGAGUCAAAGGACUUACAGAACAAGAAGUAGAAACAAUAUUGGAUAAGGCAAUGGUCCUGUUUAGGUUUAUGCAAGAGAAAGAUGUAUUUGAACGUUACUAUAAACAACAUUUGGCCCGAAGACUUCUUACAAAUAAAAGUGUUUCUGAUGACUCAGAAAAAAAUAUGAUAUCUAAAUUAAAGACUGAAUGUGGAUGUCAAUUCACAUCAAAACUGGAAGGAAUGUUCAGGGAUAUGAGCAUCUCAAAUACAACUAUGGAUGAAUUCAGGCAGCAUCUACAGGCUACAGGGGUAUCAUUAGGUGGUGUUGACCUCACAGUUCGAGUUCUCACAACAGGAUACUGGCCCACUCAGUCAGCCACACCAAAGUGCAACAUCCCGCCAGCACCAAGACAUGCUUUUGAAAUAUUUAGAAGGUUUUAUUUAGCCAAACACAGUGGUCGGCAACUGACACUCCAGCACCAUAUGGGUUCUGCAGAUCUCAAUGCCACCUUUUAUGGACCAGUCAAAAAGGAAGAUGGAUCAGAAGUUGGUGUUGGAGGUGCCCAAGUAACUGGCUCUAAUACACGGAAGCACAUAUUGCAAGUCUCUACUUUCCAGAUGACAAUAUUAAUGCUCUUUAAUAAUAGAGAAAAAUAUACAUUUGAGGAAAUUCAACAAGAGACUGAUAUCCCUGAGCGAGAACUUGUUAGAGCCCUACAGUCCCUUGCAUGUGGUAAACCAACACAGCGGGUUCUCACCAAAGAGCCUAAAUCAAAGGAAAUAGAAAAUGGUCAUAUAUUUACAGUUAAUGAUCAGUUCACAUCCAAACUGCACAGAGUCAAGAUUCAAACAGUUGCUGCCAAACAAGGGGAAUCAGACCCAGAAAGAAAAGAAACAAGGCAGAAAGUAGACGACGACAGAAAACAUGAGAUAGAAGCUGCUAUAGUACGGAUAAUGAAAUCUAGAAAGAAGAUGCAGCACAAUGUGCUAGUAGCAGAGGUAACUCAACAGCUGAAGGCUCGAUUCUUACCAAGUCCAGUUGUUAUUAAAAAACGUAUUGAGGGACUUAUUGAGAGAGAAUAUUUGGCACGAACACCUGAGGAUCGCAAAGUAUACACUUACGUAGCAUAAAAUGCGUUCAGAAAAUUGAUUUAUUCUUGGACUAUACUCUUCGCAUGAACUGGGAAGUUCUUUUAAAUCAGUAAAUAUUAAGACGACCAUCUCUUCUAUUAAAUUGCAGUACGUGUUCUAGACCAUUCAGAUCAAGCCUUUACUCCCUUUGAGAGUUUUCAACAUCAAUUGAUUGAGCUUCAGGCUUUUCAACGUUAUCCCUGUAGAGAUCAUCUUUACAGUUCCUCGGGAAAAUGUGAAUGUGCCGAGUUUUGUUUUCAAUACUGUAUGAAAACAGAAAAAAAAAAUAAAACAAAAAUUUAGAAAAUUCAGCUCAUUAAAAAAUAAAAUUGUUGGAAUUUCAUUUUCCCAGGUCUUCAGUGUUGAUGUAAAUGUGUUUUUGUAGUGUUGCUUAGCACUUUGCACAUUGUAUAAGUUGGGUAACAGAAAGAUAAAAGAAAUGACAGAAUUCCCAAUUAUAUUGCUCUGCUUCCAACAUUUCUUGAGUCAUGUUUAAUUUAAAGAUUUGGUAAAUAGUCAGAAACCCAAGGAUACAAUUUUGGCACGUUCCACUACUCAAACUGCACUUACUAAUCUAGCCUCACAACCAUGAAUCUUUGUUUCUGUCUUAAUUGGCUUUUUCCUGUUUUAAUUUGAAUUCUUCCAAAUUAAGUCCUUAUAUUGAUUAGGUUUUGUUCUGCAUUAUUUCUAGCAGUAAGAAAGGAAAAUAUUUUAGUAUGUAUAAAUUGUAUAAUAAUUUUUUUUGCUGUUGUACUCACUGCUGAUAGUGGAUUGUACAGAGCGGUGUUUUUAUUUCAUUUAUUGUAGACAAAUUAAAAAUAAAUGGAUUUAGUGUUCACAUACCCACUAAUUCAAAUAUGUCAGAGCACAAAGGUGGCAGUUGAUUAUUUUGGCCCCUUUGAAAAGCACACCAGUCUACACUUUGUUAUAAAUGUCUUUGGUUUUUUUGCAACCAUAAAGUUCCUCCACCUUAAAUACUUGGGGAGAAAAAAGUGAAGCCUGUUGUGCACUAUUAAUUUACUGUUUUAAAACACAAUCUAAAGAUGCAAUAAAUGUGGUUACUUUAAUCUUUUAAUGAAAUCUUCAGUUCUUACAGCCAAAUUUUAUGGUUUGGAGUGUGAUAAAGCAAUAUUUUUUAAAGCUGGUGAUUUGUGGACGAAAUUUACAUUCCACAGAAUCAGUUUUACUUUUUUCAAAAAUGUGCUUUGUACUGAAGAUGUACUUCGGUUUUCCUGUACUUCCAAACAUUCACAGAUGUUUUUGACCUAACAUCUGCCAAGGACUAUAUUUUUCUUUAUUUUAACAUCAAAGUAUUUUUAUCUUUGGUUCUCUUUAAUUUUGGUUUGGUUUUGUUUUCCUAAGACGUUACAAAAAUGUAAUUGGGACAAACCACUAUAGAUGCCUGUUGGGUGGAAAAAUAGAUUGUUACUAACAAGUUUGAAUUGAAUAACUGACACUUGGUUGAAUAUAAGUACUAUUGAUACAUUUAUUAGAAUGUGUGUCUCAGAAGAUGAUUUUUGUUCAACUUUAUGGUCAAGUUAAAGCAAUUGGAUUUUAAUCUGGAUUAAAAAUUCCACAUAAAUAUUUUUUCCCAUGCGUCUUGGGUAAUAAUUUUUCCUUCUAGAUUGGCAAGUGUCCUUAUGUUAGAUUAAUUUUUUUCAGCUUAUUUAGAAUCUUACAUUAUUACCAUUUCAACAUUUUUUUUCUUUAUUCAUGUUGAAAUAUAAGAGAGAUGAAAAAAUUAAUCAGCAUCAUUCUCAGGUUUAUCUUUUCUCAUCCCACCUUGAGGUUUGAAAUGUGGAUAUUGGGUCAGUUAUAAUAUGAAAAGCCAGAAGUUCUCCAUGUCCAGUUGUAAUAUUAGUUAAGGGUUGUUAAGCUUUCUUAAAAGUUAUUGGAGUUCUUUCAAUGUUCUUUUUUUGUUCCAGUUUGUUUUUGUAAUUUCUCUGCCUAAUUAAAUAGCUCUGUAUAAUUAA
This is a messenger RNA of Phascolarctos cinereus (koala), 4431 nucleotides long. RefSeq names its product cullin 3 (gene CUL3). Gene Ontology annotation, cellular component: cullin-RING ubiquitin ligase complex. The record is from RefSeq and is a predicted model, not a curated record. Lineage: Eukaryota; Metazoa; Chordata; Mammalia; Diprotodontia; Phascolarctidae. Gene Ontology annotation, molecular function: ubiquitin protein ligase binding. Gene Ontology annotation, biological process: ubiquitin-dependent protein catabolic process.